This is a messenger RNA of Neurospora tetrasperma FGSC 2508, 1628 nucleotides long. Its product is annotated as MAP kinase. The coding region runs from base 241 to 1299 and encodes 352 amino acids. Gene Ontology annotation, biological process: protein phosphorylation; intracellular signal transduction. The transcript is spliced from 5 exons. The record is from RefSeq and is a predicted model, not a curated record. NCBI's taxonomy places the organism in Eukaryota, Fungi, Ascomycota, Sordariomycetes, Sordariales, Sordariaceae. Gene Ontology annotation, cellular component: cytoplasm; nucleus. Gene Ontology annotation, molecular function: MAP kinase activity; ATP binding.
CAACAACAACAACAACAACAACAACAAAAACAACAAGGUGUUGAGCAACUGAGUACUUGGUCGUUCUUCGAUCGCAACCACCCCUCGACUGCGCGGCUCGACUGGGAUCUCGGACAACCCCACUCCAACUGACGAAUCCCCUCAUUCGGUAGCGCCCCGUUGACUCGCGAUCAACGCCUCCGUUGUCACACAAGAACACAAUCUUUGUUUCCCGUAAGCAACGUUUCGGGACACGUCGAGAUGAGCAGCGCACAAAGAGGCGGAGCUCGCAAGAUCUCCUUCAACGUCAGCGAGCAGUACGACAUCCAGGAUGUCGUAGGUGAAGGCGCCUACGGUGUCGUCUGCUCUGCAGUACACAAGCCUUCGGGCCAAAAGGUCGCUAUCAAAAAGAUCACCCCCUUUGACCACUCCAUGUUCUGUUUGCGGACGUUGCGCGAAAUGAAGCUGCUUCGGUACUUCAACCACGAAAACAUCAUCUCUAUUCUCGAUAUCCAAAAACCACGGAGCUACGAGACCUUCAACGAGGUGUAUCUCAUCCAGGAACUAAUGGAGACUGACAUGCACCGCGUCAUUCGUACCCAAGAGCUCUCGGACGACCAUUGCCAAUACUUCAUUUACCAGACGCUGCGCGCCCUCAAGGCCAUGCACUCUGCCAAUGUUCUUCACCGCGACUUGAAACCCUCCAACCUUUUGUUGAACGCCAACUGCGAUUUGAAAGUAUGCGACUUCGGUUUGGCUCGCUCGGCCGCGUCGCAAGAGGACAACUCGGGCUUCAUGACCGAAUACGUUGCCACCCGUUGGUACCGCGCCCCCGAAAUUAUGUUGACGUUCAAGGAGUACACCAAAGCCAUUGAUGUCUGGUCUGUCGGCUGCAUUUUGGCCGAGAUGCUGAGCGGCAAGCCACUCUUCCCUGGCAAGGAUUACCACCACCAACUGACCCUCAUCCUGGACGUCCUCGGCACGCCAACCAUGGAGGACUACUAUGGCAUCAAGUCGCGUCGGGCGCGCGAAUACAUCCGCUCGCUGCCCUUCAAGAAGAAGGUUCCCUUUCGCACGCUGUUCCCCAACACGUCGGAGCUGGCCCUGGACCUGCUAGAAAAGCUCCUUGCCUUCAACCCUGUUAAGCGCAUCACGGUCGAAGAGGCGCUCAAGCACCCGUACCUGGAGCCCUACCACGACCCGGAUGAUGAGCCGACCGCGCCCCCCAUCCCCGAGGAGUUCUUUGAUUUCGAUAAGCACAAGGAUAACCUGAGCAAGGAGCAGUUGAAGCAGUUGAUCUACCAGGAGAUUAUGAGGUGAAGUGUUUACCGAUACAGGCAGUUGCAAGAGAAUACAGUGAGGUGAGGUGAUCUGGACGGCUUUGCAGGAGAGUAUUGGAACAACGUCAGUUUACUCGGUCCGAUUGGGACCGUAGGAGAUAUCAGGGAGAAGUGGAAUAUGCUUUUUCUAGCAUUUGAUGGCGAAUGUUGAAGGCUAGGGGGUGUAUGUGAACAAUGUGGACUAGAUGAGUGUGGGGGUUGUCGAUUACUUUACGUUUCCUUUGCGGUCUGAUACGCUCUUAUGGCUUGCUUAAACCGGAUCCUGUUUCCGUACCGUCAUGAAUUUGAAGCUAGAUUCUCAACCUGCCU